AUGGCGAAUCGUUUGGAGCAUGUGCGUUCCAACAUGAUGCACGGAGACGGCGGCCUUGAAGAAAAGGUGGAGGUGAAUCAACGACAUCUUAUCGACAAGAUCCUCGCUCGCUAUUCUGCUGAAUAUGUCCUUUACCGUGAGCUCAUGCAAAAUGCAGAUGAUGCUACGUCUUCCAGUGUGCAGAUUCAGUUCCAUACAGCCUCGCCCUCCUCUGGUGAUCCAACAAAACCCAACCUCUCUGCCAAGUGCGAAAAGGUCACCUUUCGAAACAAUGGUAUUGCUUUCCGCCCUGAAGAUUGGGCUAGGUUGAAGCGCAUAGCCGAAGGCAAUCCUGAUGAGCAAAAGAUUGGUGCUUUUGGUGUUGGCUUUUAUUCAUUGUUCUCAGUGUGUGAAAAUCCUUUUGUCGUAUCAGGAUCACAAUGCAUGGCAUUCUACUUUAAGGGCGAUCAGUUAUUCGCAAGAAGAGGCGAUGUCCCUGAGGGUGACCAAGAUGAAUGGACGUCUUUUUUGAUGGAGUUGCGUGAACCAAUGGAAAUGCCUGGAUUGGAUGACUUUGCAAAGUUUCUCUCUACCAGCAUGGGAUUCACUGCCAAUUUGCGAGAGAUUUCAGUCAUGCUUGAUCAUCACUUGCUAUUUCGGAUAAGGAAGGAAAUGCGUGAAUCAAAGGAGAUGACCGUCGACAGCAGAAAAGUUCACACAUCAUCACCCAACGGCAUGUUCACUAUUACUGGAGCCAGCAUGCGUGACAUUCAAUUGAGUGCUGAAAAGUAUACCCCACCAAGUUUCAUUGCAUCUAUUCUCUCUGGGAGGAAAACAGAGACAUCUGAAGGAGGGCUACCAAUGGAAAAAGCCAACAUUUUUCUACGAGUUGUUGCGGGUUCAUUGAAUGUACGAGUAUCACCAGCAUUUGAACGUGAGAUGGAACGAGCGACCAAGAAGAAGCCACCAAAGACAACCACCUAUCAGAUCGUUUAUACGGGACGACAAGAGCUUGAUGCGUCUGAAAACAACAGCAAUAUCUUCAAAGAUCUGGUGCCAUUUCCUCAACAAGGACGUGUGUUUAUUGGAUUCCCUACACAUCAAACCACUGGAUGUUGCUCACACAUGGCAGCACGUUUUAUACCCACCGUCGAACGAGAGAACAUUGAUUUUGCCGAUCGAUACAUUAGCGUUUGGAACAAGGAGCUCCUAUCGAUUGGUGGCCUGCUGUGUAGAAUCAUUUACAAUCACGAAUUGGAUCAAAUCGAUCGAUUGUACCGGGAAUUGAUCGGCUAUCCCGACAUGGUGAAUAAGACUGAUGCUACGCCAAAUGACGCCAAAAUCAUGCUAGAAAAGCAAGCAGCUCAUGCAUUACAUUCUUUCACUUUCCAAGACUCGACUCCCAGCAACAUUGUGCAAAAAGUACAGCUUGAACGAUUCUUCAACUCGAGCAAAGUACCGAUUCGGAUCAUGACUUCGCAUGGCAUCCAACCUAUUACAGUAGCUCGUCUUUUGCCCGACUUAUCAUCGCAACAGCAUGUUUUAUUGAAUGAAUUUGUCAAAACGAUACCGACAAUCCCAAUGGACGUAUUGGAUCAUGCUAAAGAUGGCAUCGACAAGUUGAAGAAAUUUGGAUUGCUCAAAGUCUUGGAUUUGCAAGAUGUGCUGAAGGAGCUUGAUACGCGCAUUCUCAAAGCACCGGAGAUGGUAGCAUGCUUAAAGUGGUGGAUCGAAGAUAUGAAAAGUGGUGCCAUUGUGGAUAUGCCUGAUGUACGACAACGCUUUUUGGAUGCUGCGAUUCUACAAACAGAGGAUGAUACGACUGUACCACUUUCAGCUAUUCGAUGGUGGAUCAAUCCAAAAAUCACACCGCCAGAGCUACCAAUGCCUGAAGCAGCACUUCCUUUUGUGAUCAGCCGUUCAUUCAACCCGAGGGAUUUAGCAACAUGGUUCGGAUCGUGGACUGAAUUAUCGCUUGUGGAAUGGGUCAAUUAUGUGGCUGGAAAAAGCGAGCUCGAGGUGGUACCUGCAUUUGCAGAGCGUGUGUUACGAGUGGUGUCACAUGGAUACAGUCAUGCAUCAACCAAAUCACAGAAUGAGAUCUGCAAGGUCAUGCGCACCAAAAAAUGCAUUCCCACCAAAUAUGGCAUGCGACAACCACCCGACGCCUAUUUUGAAACUGUAAAGCUGUUUGAUGAUCUUCCCAUCAUUCAUUUUGAAAAGCCUAUCAGCGAUCAUCUAUUAGCUGCUCUCGGUGUACGAAAGCAUGUUGAAUUACAAUUGGUGUUUGAUCGAUUGAUUUCGGAUGGAAGUUGGUCGCAUGUGGAUCUCGUCAAGUAUUUGACAUCGGUGCAAUCUACGCUCUCACAAAUGGAGGUGAAUCGACUCAAGGAAACACCCAUCUUCACAAAGGAAGGCGAACCACCCAAGGUCAAGCAAGUAGAGCGUAAAACGGAUGCUGGUGCGGUGGAAAAGCAUACCAAAUCGGUCUAUCGACGUUACAAAGCGAGUGAUCUUUAUGCACCAUUGGAUGUACUUCGGCAGCUACAGCUCCCUAUCAUUGAUUGGAAGCAAAAUCGGUGGCGACCUGAAAGCAACGAGGCCAAAUUUAUGGAACGACUUGGGUUACAGGCAACACCAUCAUUGACCACUAUCUUGACUUUGGCAUCGCCAUCGACGGAGGAUCGUGGCAAGCAAAAGCGUGCGCUUCAUUACUUUUUGGAGAAUUUCAAGCAAUAUGAAGCUGCCUACAGGGCUCCAGCAGUCGACAUUCCCUUUUUACCAUGCAAGGAUGGUCAAACAUAUGUUGCACCCAAGGAUUGUUUUACCAACCCAGAAGUUGAGGUUCUCGGAUUUCAUGUGUUGCAUCAAGACCUUGUGUUUGUUCGUGAUAAGCUUGGCGUGUAUGAAAAUCCUGAUGCAAAACGAUUGGUGGAUGCUUUUGUUCAUUACAUGGGGAAUCCUGCCAAUAGCCAGCAUGCGCGACGUGUGUUUGAAUAUAUGGCUGAUCGGAUGGGUGAUAUUGGUUAUCAGCAAUGGUAUCGAUUACGCGAGACAAAGUUUAUCCCUAUCGGCAAGGAUUCGGUUGAAUUGAUUGAGCCUGCGCAAUGUUAUUUCGAAUCCGGCGAAUCCAGCUUUCACAAGGAACUUUUUCAAUAUGUGGAUUUUGGUGCACGAGCCAAUUCAUUUUUACGAUCAUGCGGUGUCAAAGAUGAGCCAAAUACUAUUGAGCUCGCCACUAUGAUUGUAAAGAACCCACAGCGCUUCCGUGAUUUGAGUGGUGGAGGUGAACGCUAUUUGAAUGUGCUACGACAAAUUGCUGGUCAAUAUCAUCAACUACGUGGCAACAAAAAGUUAAUGGAUGACAUGCGAUCAACGCCAUUCCUUAUUGGUAUCCAGCGUAUGCCUGACUUUGAGACAUCUUCAUCUUCUGCUGAAACAACAGAUGCCAUCGACGAUGAUCAACAAAGAGAUGAAUUUGUGCAAUAUCGACUAGCCAAAGCACAAGAUAUUUUCAUUGUGGAUGAUACAAUGGCUCAGCAGAUCUUUUCACCCCUUUCAGCACCAAUGGAACCUUUACUUGAAGAGUUUUAUGCCCAUCUUGGAAGUGAUCGUUUAUCAAGACAAAUCCGAGAAUCAUACACAUAUCGUGAUCUUAUGGGUGUGACGAAUCGAUCGAAAGCAGUGACGGAUCUUAUCUUCGAACGUGUGCCUGUCAUUAUAUACCAGAUGAUGAGUGACAAUCCACAGCGACAAAAAGAAUUAUGCCACGAUGAGCGAUACGUCAAACGCAAUCUUAAGGUGAUUCAAGUUCGAGAGCUUAAGAUCCGCCGCAAAUUCAAGUAUACCGACAAGGAGAACGUUCAGCCCACAUCAGCUUGUGCAGAUAAGAAAUCGUAUACCAUCUACAUUUCGAGCAUGGGUGAAAUCGAUUAUUACGACAUUGCCAACGCCCUUUGUGCAUUGCUUUUUACUCGUGUCCGAUUCAAUGACGCUAUUAUUGUCGAACGUUAUCUCACUGCCAGCCUGAACAGCUUACGAAGGAAAGGUGUGCCUGUCGAUCGUAUUCUCAACAUCCGCAAGCAUGCUGAAAAGCAGCCUACAGUGAUUGAUACCCAGCAACCUUUACCACCAACACCUGCUGUACCCACCUUGACACCUUCGCAACUAGACGAAUGCACAAAGAAAGUAUUGCAAGUGUUUUCGGAUUGCCAAGAGGGUUAUGUGCGCCAAUUGCUUGCUCAAGAACGAGAGAAUCACGUGGAAAGGGUGAUCGACAAGCUACUUCAAAACAAGGAUUAUCCCAAGAACCGCAUUGUUCAAGAGCAACCAAAGCCUUCAUCACCCACAUCGCCAAAGAGUCCAGCGGCGGAUACAACACCACCACGUCAUUCGGGUAUCUUGGAUCGAUUAUGGAAUCCAUGGAAAAGCACCACCAGCACCACGUCAACACCAACGCCCAAACCAUCCGAACCAGCAUCCACACCUUCAACACCGACACAUGACACUAUCACCAACAAACCAAAACUACCAAGUUCUGAAGGCACAAUUACGCCCAAUUACACAUCCAACAUUAAACAGAACCUUCGACGUGCCAUCCAUUCUUGCAAACCAUUUUCUGGACAAGAUGUCUUUUCGCCACCCCAUAUCAACAAGGUCAAAGAAUCCAACAGCUAUUGCGACGCACGACCUCAGCAUGAUUUGGUGGCUGCAGGACGUCUCAAGGAGCUCGAGUUUUACGUGCAUCGUACAGUGGAUCCUGCUGACGUAUACACGCAAUAUGGUGCAGCCAUGGGUCGAUUUGCGGAUAUGAUUAGAGAAUUGGCUCAAGUAUUCGAGUUGAAGCCUUCGAGUGUGCAUAUCUUUUAUGAUGUCCAAGGAUCGACGAUUGCUUUCAACAUGAAUGGGAGCUUAUUCAUGAACCUACGAUAUUAUUUGGCGCUCCAUGAAAAUUCUGGCAAGCAUAGAGAAGCAUUGAUUUACUGGUUUAUGACCUUAUGCCAUGAACUUGCACACAACUUUGUUGCGGAUCACAGCUCUGAACACGAGUUUUACAUGUCAUCGUUCGCUGAAGUUUACUUGGAUCCUUUUAUCGAUUACCUUGGUACACUUGCCGCUCCUAAACAACAACAACAACAACAACCAUCCCCAGCGUCAACAUCAGCAUGA
Messenger RNA from Lichtheimia ornata, 5148 nucleotides. RefSeq lists its product as uncharacterized. The transcript has 8 exons. The record is from RefSeq and is a predicted model, not a curated record. Lineage: Eukaryota; Fungi; Mucoromycota; Mucoromycetes; Mucorales; Lichtheimiaceae. Bases 1 to 5148 code for a protein of 1715 amino acids.